This is a messenger RNA of Phialemonium atrogriseum, 1293 nucleotides long. RefSeq names its product PrpF protein-domain-containing protein. The record is from RefSeq and is a predicted model, not a curated record. Bases 1 to 1293 code for a protein of 430 amino acids. NCBI's taxonomy places the organism in Eukaryota, Fungi, Ascomycota, Sordariomycetes, Cephalothecales, Cephalothecaceae. The transcript has 2 exons.
AUGGCCCGCCACACCAUGACCAGACACACCCUCCCUGCCGUAUGGAUGCGGGCGGGGACCUCGAAGGGGCUGUUCAUCCACGGGGAACAUCUGCCCGCCGAUCAGACCCAAUGGGUCGGGCCUCUUCUCGCUGCCAUGGGCGGCGACUCUCGCCAGCUGAACGGCGUCGGCGGCGCCACUUCCACGACGUCCAAAGUCGCUGUCGUGAGCAGGUCGGCGAGGGAGGGGGUUGAUGUUGACUACACUUUUGCCCAGGUGUCGGUCGGCGGUGGAAAGGUGGACUUGAGUGGUAACUGCGGGAACAUGGCCUCCGGGGUUGGCCCCUUUGCGGUUCAGGAGGGACUGGUGCCGCGGCCAAAGAACGGAGAGUCGAAGGUUGACGUCUGCAUAUUUAACACGAACACGGAGCGGACCAUAGUCGAGACCAUCGAGAUCGACAAUAACGGGGACUUCCAAGAAGACGGGAACUAUGCCAUGCCGGGCCUACAGGGCAUAACAGGGAGCGAGAUCAAGGUCGCCUUUGUGAGCCCCGCGGGCAGUAUGACCGGCCGACUCUUCCCCACCGGCAACCCCAUCGACUACCUCACCAUCGACACGACGUCGCCCGGGGACGAACCACUGCACAUCCGAGCGACCCUCCUCGACGCGGCAAACCCCUUCGUCCUAGUCGACGCCUCGACGCUCCCGCCCCCGCUCCGGGACCCCGCCGCCCGCGCCGACGACCCGGCUUACCUCUCCCUCGUCGAGUCCAUCCGCCGCCGCGGCGCCGUGCGCAUGGGCCUUGCGGACAGCGACGCGGCGGCGGCGCGCGUGCGCGGCACACCCAAGAUCGCGCUCCUCUGGCCUGCCUCGGGGCCGGACGCCGACGUGAAGGUCCGGUCCUUCAGCAUGGGCAAGGCGCACCCGUCGCUGCAGCUCACGGGCGCCGUGUGCCUCGGCGCGGGGCUGUGUCUGCCUGGUACGGUGCCGCAGCGUCUGGCCGAGGGGGGGUUGUAUGGGGGGUUGCCGACGCCGGCGAGGACGCCGAGCCCGAGCGAGGUUGGCAGGGGGAAGGCUGAGGCGGGGAGUGUGGUGGUUGGCGUUGAGGGGGCCGAGGGGCAGGAGCAGGGGCGGGCCCGGGCGUGUGAUAUUGCACAGACGGUGAAGAUCGAGCACGUCUCUGGCCUGAUUGAGGUCGAGGUCGUGACGCGGAGUUUCUUGGAUGGGGCGGAGGCGCGGGUUGAGGUGGACAGGUGCGUUGUUUCGAGGACGGCGAGGAGGCUGUUUGAGGGGAAUGUGUACUUCUAUCUUUAA